Daldinia loculata is the source of this 1569-nucleotide messenger RNA. RefSeq lists its product as uncharacterized. The coding region runs from base 411 to 1424 and encodes 337 amino acids. The record is from RefSeq and is a predicted model, not a curated record. The transcript has a single exon. NCBI's taxonomy places the organism in Eukaryota, Fungi, Ascomycota, Sordariomycetes, Xylariales, Hypoxylaceae.
GAUUCUUUCUCGAGGCUUAUUAUAAUAUAAUACUCCACCGCACACCUGCUCAGAUCAUCUUAAUUCCUCCUGUUACUUCUCUAACUAGAGGGCGUCGCAUAUUAGAGGAACAAACUCCACUACUGACGUUGGAAAAGUACACAAUUUCAAGGAUUUUUGGUAUUUUUGGCUGGCCACACCCAACUGCCCUUUUCGAACGUCUCGCGUUGAGGGCCUUGGCACGCUUCUAGCGGCUCGCCCGUCAUAUUCUGGAGACAAAGCACCCAUAGCCGCAGGUGUGCUCCAGGCUUGUUUCUCAUCGAAUCCCAACCAACCCUUGUCAGCCGAAGUGGUAGCAUCCUUUAUUAAGAACCGUCCUCUCUUUUUAUUUCCCUCCUCUCCGUGUAUUGCGGAGGCCGGUACCUAGCAACAUGGAUCACAAUCGGAACAAGGCGAUACGCAACGAACGUAACAAUCUUUCCAAGCCGCAGGUUUUCGUCCAACUCGCAUUUGGCGUAUCUUGGUCUCAACGGCAUACACCACAGACGCAUACGAUGACUUACAUGUCUCGUAACUUGAAGAAUGCAAGGGAUUCCGGAAACUUCCCUCGCCAAGUACCCCCGCCGAAUGCCAACUUCUUAGGUAUCCCGGAAUCGCGCCAGCAGCGGAGUCGAGAGCAUCCAGGCCGACAUCAUCGUCAACAUAAUCACACGCAAGCCCGAGAACCCGGACGUUCCCGGGGUCAGAAUGGUAAUCAACCUGGCGAACAGGUAAGACCCCGGCCGAGGCGGAGUUCAGCGAGUGAAUCUCGAGGGGAAAGGGGAAGGUCAGCGCCGCCACUAUUUAAUGACAGCCCGUGGGAUGCUCCUUAUGUAUCUGCAUCGUUGUUCCCACAACGUUCACAGACGGCUGGAGAGGAAUCUUGGAAAGCAUUGCCUGCAGCACCGAAUCAGUAUCGACUUGGUGAAGAAGGGCUACCAUGGUCUGCAUAUGCAUGGCCAGGGGAUAUCCACGACGAUGGCGAUGGCGAGGAAUUACCUUUUGAAAAUCGCCCAACGACCAUCCCUCUCGACACGGAGCGAUCUCGCGGCGAGGACCCCGAAAGAGUUAGGGAACUUGAGUCGCUGUCUACGGCUAUGAUGACGGUGGACAACGGAUUUGAGCAUCAAUGGUGGUAUCAAGGUCCUCGGGAGUCUAUGGAACGUUGGUGGACGCAACGAGCCGCAGAGGAGGCGGACGACGCACGGUCGGCCGUUAGUGCCGAGGCGGUGCUAUUAUCUGACAUGGCACCGCCGUCGGCCUUGGAAUCUGGAGAGGAUAAUAUUCCGAAUUUUAGUGAUAUCGUAUCGCCGAUAUCAGAAGCGUCAAGCCCGCCCCCGAGUUUCAACCAGCCUCUCCACAGAUCAUUAACGACGAGAUCGGACGAACUAUGGCUGGGAAGUUAAGGGUUGGACGACGAUAGGUGUAAAGGAGUUUGGGUUAGAAGAACGGAGCAUUGCAGGCGAUGCUUGAGCAUUGGAUAUGCCAUGAAGCAGGCGGGACUACUACAAAGCAUUUGCAUACUAUUGGGCGUUUGGAUUCGGGAAAUUA